Aspergillus terreus NIH2624 is the source of this 903-nucleotide messenger RNA. RefSeq names its product SDR family oxidoreductase. The record is from RefSeq and is a predicted model, not a curated record. NCBI's taxonomy places the organism in Eukaryota, Fungi, Ascomycota, Eurotiomycetes, Eurotiales, Aspergillaceae. Bases 1 to 903 code for a protein of 300 amino acids. The transcript has 3 exons.
AUGGGCUUUGACUCCGAUGCCGUCUGGUUUGUCACCGGCUGUUCUUCUGGUCUUGGAAAAUCCAUAUCCAAGGCUGUGUACGAUGCCGGCUUCCGCAUUGUGGCAACGGCCCGCUCGACUACCUCCCUCACGUACUUGCCCGACGGUCCAAGAGUGCUCAAGCUCAGUCUGGACGUGACCUCUGCCACAUCGAUCGAGUCAGCCCUGUCUGCUGCAGUAACCCACUUCGGACAGAUCAACGUAGUGAUCAACAACGCAGGAUACGGGCUGAGAGGGGACACCGAGGCCGUCCCGGAAGAGGAGGCCCGCAACCAGAUGGAAACCAAUUUCUGGGGACCGGUCCGGAUCACUCGCGGAGCCCUGCGGAUCUUCCGUGAGGUCAAUCCCCAGGGCCAAGGGGGCACAGUUGUGCAGGUUUCUUCCCUUGGGGGAUGGAUUGGGUUUCCGGGGAAUGCGUUCUACCAUGCCAGCAAAUUCGCACUCGAGGGAUUCACUGAAUCCGUGGCCAAGGAGAUGGAUCCAUCGUGGAACAUCAAGUUUCUCCUCGUGCUGCCGGGAGGCGUGCGCACAAACUUCGCUUCGACUAGUGCCAAGGCGACCCCCCGGCAUCCGGCCUAUGACCACCACAGCAGCCCCCUCACCCAGCUGCUGGAAUACGUGGCUAAUCCCGCGUCUCAGGAGACCUGGAGCGAUCCCGAUAUCUGCGCUCGGCUCCUCGUCAACACAGUGAUCGCCCAGCGAGAACGACCGCUACCGGCGCGUCUGCUGAUGGGCGCAGAGACUAUUCCCCUGAUUCGCGGUGAUAUUGAGAGGACGCUUAAAGAGAUAUAUGAGUGGAAAGCGGAGACCGAGAGCUGCUCGCCAAAGGGUGGCGCUCGCGUGAACAUUUCCCGGCUGAAUUAG